AUGACUUUGCUGGUUGUUCAUUCCGACCAGUACGAAAAUCAGCAAAUGGAGCUAGAACAACUCAUUCGGCGAUCGAGUAUCCGAUCAACGAUACUCUCGGUCGAAUCCCAAGUACAUUUCGAUACUAGAGAGAAUGUGAGGGAUGAAUACCGCAAUGCCAUGUGGCCCAUCUCCUUUCCAGCACCACCCCAUCUUCUUACAGGGUGUAUUAUCCGCCCGGAUAGCAUCAUCUAUGCCGCGGCUGAAAGCCUCCAGCAUCUAGAGCGCUAUCUAGAGGCUCUACAGCAGAGCUUUUCCUAG
This is a messenger RNA of Penicillium malachiteum, 300 nucleotides long. RefSeq lists its product as uncharacterized. Lineage: Eukaryota; Fungi; Ascomycota; Eurotiomycetes; Eurotiales; Aspergillaceae. The record is from RefSeq and is a predicted model, not a curated record. The transcript has 2 exons. The coding region runs from base 1 to 300 and encodes 99 amino acids.